Messenger RNA from Fonsecaea erecta, 309 nucleotides. RefSeq lists its product as hypothetical. The coding region runs from base 1 to 309 and encodes 102 amino acids. The record is from RefSeq and is a predicted model, not a curated record. NCBI's taxonomy places the organism in Eukaryota, Fungi, Ascomycota, Eurotiomycetes, Chaetothyriales, Herpotrichiellaceae. The transcript has 3 exons.
AUGCCUAUCUACCACAUCGUUUUGUUCAAGCUCAAGCCCGGGGUCACGGGCGCUCAAGUUGCAGCCUGGGGAGCGCAGGCUAAGGCGAUGGUGGGCCAAAUCCCCGGCCUGCGAAAGCUCGAGAUCAAUACGCCGUUGCCCAGCACCGCCCACCGCGGCCAAGGGUUCAACUGUGGUCUGGUCGCGAUCCUGGACAAGGCCGAAGAUGUGAAGGUCUACGCCGAGCACCCUGCGCACCUGGAGGUGCACAAGUUCAGAGAGGAGCUAUGUGACGAUACCUUGGCGUAUGAUCUCGAAUACGCAGAAUGA